Microthlaspi erraticum is the source of this 3888-nucleotide messenger RNA. The record is from the annotation of a GenBank genome assembly. Lineage: Eukaryota; Viridiplantae; Streptophyta; Magnoliopsida; Brassicales; Brassicaceae.
AUGGAAAUCAACCACCACCCCUCCGAGGAACACGAUGACGACAAAGACGCUCUCUCCGCCAUGAGCGCCAUUCCUCCUCCUCGCAAAAUCCACUCCUACAGCCACCAGCUCCGCGCCUCCGGUCAAAAAGGCCACCACCGUCAGCGCCAGCAUAGCCUCGACGAUAUUCCCAAAAUCACCGAGGCCCUCUCCGGUUGCGGUAUCUCCGGCGAUUCUUCCGAUGACGAGUUCUACCCUUACGCCACCACCACCAAUUCCUCGUCGUUCCCUUUCACCGGAGACACCGGCGAUUCCGACGAUUACUUGAUUACACACCAGCCUGAGAUCGGAGAGGAUUUUCAGCCGCUUCCGGAAUUCGUCGGAUCCGGAGGCGGCGUUGGUAUGUUCAAAGUCCCCACGCGAUCUCCGUUGCACUCGGCGCGUCCUCCUUGCUUAGAGCUAAGGCCUCAUCCACUGAGAGAGACUCAAGUCGGGAGAUUCCUGAGGAACAUAGCUUGCACGGGAACGCAAUUGUGGGCUGGGCAAGAGAGCGGCGUUAGAUUCUGGAACUUCGACGACGCGUUCGAGCCAGGGUGUGGUCUAGGCGGCCACGUACGGAGAGGAGACGAAGACGCUGCGCCGUUUCACGAGUCGGCUAGUACUGCGCCCACCACUUGUUUGAUGGCUGACAAUGGGAAUAGGCUCGUUUGGAGUGGUCACAAAGACGGUAAGAUCCGGUCUUGGUCGAUGGAUCCUUCAUCUGAGAAUGACGAUGAUGAUACUCCUUUCAAAGAAGGCCUCUCUUGGCAAGCUCACAAGGGUCCGGUCAAUUCUGUAAUCAUGAGCUCUUAUGGUGAUUUGUGGUCAUGUUCAGAAGGUGGUGUGAUCAAGAUAUGGACUUGGGAGUCUAUGGAGAAGUCACUUUCGCUUAGGUUAGAGGAGAAACAUAUGGCUGCUUUGUUGGUGGAGAGGUCAGGGAUUGAUCUCAGGGCUCAAGUUACUGUUAAUGGUAGCUGUAGUAUAUCUUCCUCUGAAGUUAAAUCUUUGUUAGCUGAUAAUGUAAGAUCUAGAGUAUGGGCUGCUCAGCUUCAAACCUUCUCCUUAUGGGAUGCUCGCACGAAAGAGUUACUGCAAGUCUUCAACACAGAAGGUCUGACUGAAAACAAGGUUGAAAUGCCAUCGGAGAAGGAUCAGCCUGCAGAGGAUGAGAUGAAGGUGAAAAUUGCUUCCACUUCGAAGAAGGAGAAGUCGCAUGGAUUCUUGCAACGCUCAAGGAAUGCUAUAAUGGGAGCUGCAGAUGCUGUUCGAAGGGUUGCAACAAGAGGAGGAGGAGCAUCUGAAGAUGCCAAGAGAACAGAAGCUAUGGUAUUGGCUGGGGAUGGCAUGAUUUGGACCGGGUGCACAAAUGGAUUGCUUAUACAGUGGGACGGAAAUGGAAACCGGCUGCAAGAUUUCCGUCACCAUCAGUGUGCUGUAUUGUGUUUCUGCACUUUUGGGGAGAGAAUAUACAUUGGUUAUGUUAGUGGUCACAUCCAGAUAAUUGAUCUUGAAGGCAAUCUAAUCGCGGGUUGGGUUGCGCAUAAUAACGCAGUGAUAAAGAUGGCAUCAGCGGAUGGCUACAUUUUCAGCUUAGCCACUCACGGUGGUAUACGUGGAUGGCAUGUGAUUUCUCCUGGGCCUCUUGACGGGAUAAUAAGGUCGGAACUGUCUGAAAAGGAACGGACAUAUGCGCAGACAGAUAGUGUUAGGAUUCUGAUCGGUUCAUGGAAUGUUGGCCAGGGAAAAGCUUCCCAUGAUGCGCUUAUGUCUUGGUUAGGCUCUGUAGCAUCAGAUGUUGGUAUUCUUGUUGUAGGCUUACAAGAAGUAGAGAUGGGUGCUGGGUUUUUAGCAAUGUCAGCAGCUAAAGAAUCAGUAGGAGGAAACGAAGGGAGUUCGAUAGGGCAGUAUUGGAUAGACACAAUAGGGAAGACGUUAGACGAAAAAGCAGUUUUUGAACGCAUGGGAUCGAGACAGUUAGCUGGUUUGCUCAUAUCACUUUGGGUGAGGAAGAACCUGAGAACACAUGUAGGCGAUAUUGAUGUUGCAGCGGUUCCAUGUGGUUUUGGGCGCGCAAUUGGAAACAAGGGAGGUGUAGGUUUAAGAAUUAGGGUCUUUGAUCGGAUUAUGUGCUUCAUCAACUGUCACUUGGCCGCACAUCUAGAAGCUGUAAACCGCAGAAAUGCUGAUUUUGAUCACAUCUACAAAACAAUGUCCUUUUCCCGGUCAUCAAAUGCUCAUAAUGCACCAGCCGCUGGUGUGACUACCGGUUCUCAUACCACAAAGAGUGCAAAUAAUGUAAAUGUCAACACGGAAGAGACGAAACAGGACCUAGCAGAGGCGGACAUGGUUGUAUUUUUCGGUGAUUUCAACUACAGGCUCUUUGGUAUAUCAUACGAUGAAGCUAGGGACUUUGUCUCACAAAGAAGCUUCGAUUGGCUUAGAGAAAAAGAUCAGCUCAGGGCAGAGAUGAAAGCUGGAAAAGUUUUCCAAGGAAUGCGUGAAGCCAUCAUCACUUUCCCUCCAACUUAUAAAUUUGAAAGACACCGGCCUGGCUUAGGAGGGUAUGAUUCAGGGGAGAAAAAGCGGAUUCCUGCAUGGUGUGAUAGAGUAAUAUACAGAGACACACGCACGAGUCCAGAAUCUGAAUGUAGUCUGGACUGUCCAGUCGUUGCUUCGAUUAUGCUGUAUGAUGCUUGUAUGGAUGUGACAGAGAGCGAUCACAAACCGGUCCGUUGCAAAUUCCAUGUGAAGAUAGAGCAUGUUGAUAGAUCAGUAAGGAGACAAGAGUUUGGGAGAAUCAUCAAGACGAACGAGAAAGUCAGAGCGUUGCUUAACGACCUACGUUAUGUACCAGAGACGGUUGUUAGCAGCAACAGCGUUGUUCUCCAGAACCAAGACACCUUCGUGCUUCGCAUCACCAACAAAUGCGUCAAGCAGAACGCCGUUUUCAGGAUCUUAUGUGAAGGACAGAGUACGGUGAGAGAAGACGAAGAUAACACGAUGGAGUUACAAUCUCUAGGCUCGUUUGGUUUCCCACGGUGGCUCGAGGUGAUGCCAGCAGCAGGAACUAUAAAACCGGAUAGUUGUGUGGAGAUAUCGGUUCACCAUGAGGAGUUCCAUACACUGGAGGAGUUUGUAGAUGGGAUUCCUCAGAAUUGGUGGUGUGAGGACACACGAGAUAAAGAAGCAAUACUUGUGGUGAAUGUGCAAGGAAGCUGUUCGACUGAGACUGUGUGCCACAGGGUCCACGUUCGUCACUGCUUCUCGGCUAAGGCUCUUAGGAUCGAAGCCAAUCAAUCCAACUCCAAAUCCAGUAGUUUGAAGAAAAACGAAGGAGACUCUAAAUCUAAGAGUAGUAAGAAGAACGAUGAAGACUCUGGCUCCAAGUCUCAUAAGAAGAGCGAUGGAGAUUCUGGCUCCAAGUCGCACAAGAAGAGCGAUGGAGACUCUGGUUCCAAGUCUCACAAGAAGAACGAUAAAGAUUCUGGCUCAAAGUCUCAUAAGAAGAACGAUGGAGAAUCCAGCUCAAAGUCUCAUAAGAAAAGUGAAGGAGAUUCAAGCUCCAAGUCUGAGAAGAAGAGCGAUGGAGAUUCAAGCUCAAAAUCUCAUAAGAAGAGCGAUAAGGAUUCUGGCUCAAAGUCUCAGAAGAAGAACGAUGGAGAUUCUAGCUGCAAGUCUCAUAAGAAGAGCGAUGAAGAGUCAAGCUCCAAAUCACAGAAGAAGAACGAUGGAGAUUCAAGCUCUUACAAGUCUCAGAGUGGGAAGAAGAGUGAAGGAGACUCGAGCUCCUACAAAUCACAGAGUGGGAAGAAGAACAGUAGUAACUCGUCGACGGGAGAGGAGAGCCGGAAUGGCCACGACAAACGUUGA